Messenger RNA from Sciurus carolinensis (gray squirrel), 682 nucleotides. Its product is annotated as histone H3.3A-like. The transcript has a single exon. Bases 40 to 450 code for a protein of 136 amino acids. Gene Ontology annotation, molecular function: DNA binding; protein heterodimerization activity; structural constituent of chromatin. Gene Ontology annotation, cellular component: nucleosome. Lineage: Eukaryota; Metazoa; Chordata; Mammalia; Rodentia; Sciuridae. The record is from RefSeq and is a predicted model, not a curated record.
GGAGAAGCGGCCUAAGACUUCGGUGUUGGGUAAGAGAAAAUGGCCCGAACCAAGCAGACCGCUGGUAAGUCCACUGGUGGGAAAGCCCCCCGCAAACAGCUGGCCACCAAGGCUGCCAGGAAAAGCACUCCCUCUACCGGCGGGAUGAAGAAACCUCAUCAUUACAGGCCCGGGACUGUGGCGAUUCGAGAGAUUCAUCAUUACCAGAAAUCGACCGAGCUUCUCAUCCGGAAGUUGCCUUUCCAGAGGUUGGUGAGAGAGAUCGCCCAGGAUUUCAAAACCGACUUGAGGUUUCAGAGUGCAGCCAUUGGUGCCCUGCAGGAGGCUAGUGAAGCGUACCUGGUGGGUUUAUUUGAAGAUACUAAUCUGUGUGCCAUCCACGCUAAGAGAGUCACCAUCAUGCCCAAAGACAUCCAGUUGGCUCGCCGGAUACGGGGAGAGAGAGUUUAAGUGAAGGCAGUUUUUAUGGCGUUUUGUAGUAAAUUCUGUAAAAUACUUUGGUUUAAUUUGUGACUUUUUUUGUAAGAAAUUGUUUAUAAUAUGUUGCAUUUGUACUUAAGUCAUUCCAUCUUUCACUCAGGAUGAAUGCGAAAAGUGACUGUUCACAAACCUCAGUGAUGUGAGCACUGUUACUCAGGAGUGACAAGUUACUAAUAUGCAGAAGGGAUGGGUGAUAUUUCUU